UCCUCAGUCAUUUGCUUUUAAAAGAAAACAUUGGUUAGUGUAGGGUCUGGUUACCAUAGUGAAGCAUGUUCCGAGAAUAGAACGCAUUCCAAAAAUGUACUCUAAGCCUUGCAGCACAGGAGAAACUCUUGUUGGUUUGUUGUAGUGGCAUUGAGCGGGUGUGUCUUUCAUUGCGGCUGAAUAUCUAACUCCUCUAGUGUUUCUCAGCGAUUAAAUAUCUGCCCGUUUGAGCGAUUCACGGUGCAAGACCGAAAUCCUCAUCCCAUUUAAGCUACCAAACCCCAAGAUUUUGACAGAAAGCCUAAAAACCAAAUUUCCAUCAUGGUUGAACAUCUUGCACUGGGAGUUGACCCCGUGACAUCAGCUGCAGAAACGAAGAGACCUUUCCUAAAAGCCAGCAAGAUCUCCAAGAGCCAGAAGGAAAUGCAGCAGCUCAAAGAACUGCCUGUAAACGGCACUAAUAACGACAAGAAGGAGAAAGUGAAAGAGAUGAAGAAGAAGAAAAAGAAGAGCAAAGUUGCUUUGUUCAUCGGAGCGGCUUUGAGAUGGUUCUUCUUCUCUCCCAGCUAUGAGCCUUUCACAUUUCCAUCCUCUGAUGAUUAUCAGGUAUAUGAGAAGACGGUGGUCAAAAAGGAGGUGAAGGAGAUGAUGCAGAAGGAGGAAGUGGUGGAGAAAAAGGAGGAGGUUGUGAUGACGGAGGAGGAGGUGGUAGAAAAGGAAGAGGAGGUGGUGGAGAAGGAGGAAGUGAAGGAGAUGAUGCAGGAGGAGGAGGUGGUGGAGAAGGAGGAAGUGAAGGAGAUGAUGCAGGAGGAGGAGGUGGUGGAAAAGGAGGUGGUGUUGACGGAGGAGGAGGUGGUGGAAAAGGAGGAGGAGGUGAAAGGACAUGAAAGUGAGGAGGUGGAAAAGAACAUGAAGGAGAAAGAGAGGGUGGAGGAGAGGGUGGUGAACAGGAGGAGGAUGACGACAAGGACAAUUUACAGUUUGAAAGAGGAGAUGAGCAGAAAGUUCCCAAUACAGAAGCAGCAUAUGUGGCCCAACAACAGACCUGCCUCCAAGGCCCAGGCUGCACGGCGGGGGAAAAACCGCCAUAUUCUGUUAUGGGGACAGAGAAAAGUAUAA
Messenger RNA from Danio rerio (zebrafish), 1119 nucleotides. The record is from RefSeq and is a predicted model, not a curated record. Lineage: Eukaryota; Metazoa; Chordata; Actinopteri; Cypriniformes; Danionidae.